AUGGGCUGUAGCUGCAGUUCGGAUUACUCAGACAACGAGUGGACGGAGAAUUUAGACGAGAUCUGUGACCACUGCAACUGUCAGAUCCCUUCUUCAGCAUGCAACGCAUACACAGAUGAUCGGAUUCCCUACCACUCACACGCCUCACCACAGUCGCCACCUACAUCUCCGUUGCCAGCCGACAAUCUGGUAGUGGCUAUUUACAGUUACGAACCUGCCCAUGAGGGAGACCUGGGUUUUGUGAAGGGAGACAAACUCAAAAUUCUGAAUAAGGAUGAUCCGGAGUGGUUUUUAGCUGAAUCUUUGACCAGCGGGAAGACUGGAUACAUCCCGUUCAACUUUAUAGCCACAAACACAGUGGAGACAGAGCCGUGGUUCUUCAGGAAUAUUUCUCGAAACGAUGCGAUGAGGCUCCUGCUGGCUCCUGGAAACACUCAGGGGUCCUUUCUGAUCCGCGACAGUGAGACCACCCCAGGUUCCUUCUCCUUAUCUGUCAGAGAUUUUGACCCAAACAAAGGCGAUGAAGUCAAGCACUACAAAAUCCGCAAACUGGACAACGGUGGCUAUUACAUCUCAGCCAAGGUUUCCUUCAGCUCUCUGAAAGAACUGGUGCAGCACCACUCACGGUUUUCAGAGGGGCUGUGUACAAAGCUGGUGAAGGCGUGCCAGUCCAGGGCACCACAGACGCCCUGGGGGCAGGAUGAGUGGGAGAUCCCAAGAGAAACUCUAAAAAUGCAGCGCAAACUUGGAGCUGGGCAGUUUGGAGAAGUUUGGAUGGGUCUCUACCAAAACGAGAGAAGAGUUGCGAUCAAGAAACUUAAGAUCGGCACAAUGUCAGUGGAGGCCUUCCUGGCUGAAGCCAACAUGAUGAAGAACCUGCAGCACAAGCGCCUGGUCCGCCUCUUCGCUGUGGUCAGCCAGGAGCCCAUUUGCAUCGUCACUGAGUUUAUGGAAAAUGGUAGUCUUGUGGAUUUCUUGAAAACACCAGAAGGAAAUAGCCUAAAAUUGAGCACUCUGAUCGAUAUGGCAUCUCAGGUUGCAGAUGGCAUGUCCUUCAUUGAACAGAAAAAUUACAUCCAUCGAGAUCUGCGAGCUGCAAAUAUCCUGGUUUCUCAUGAGCUCAUCUGCAAAGUGGCUGACUUUGGGCUUGCAAGACUUAUAGAAGACAAUGAAUACACAGCCAAAGAGGGCGCAAAGUUUCCGAUCAAGUGGACAGCUCCAGAAUCCAUCAAUUAUGGCACUUUUACUAUUAAAUCUGAUGUGUGGUCAUUUGGGAUCCUGCUAACAGAAAUUGUGACAUAUGGACGCAUUCCCUACCCUGGUAUGUCCAACCCAGAAGUCAUCCAGAACUUGGAACACGGAUACAGGAUGCCACAGCCAGACGAAUGCCCCAAUAGCCUUUACGAGGUCAUGCACCUAUGCUGGAAAGAAACACCGGAGGAUCGACCGACUUUUGAAUAUCUGAGGAGUGUUUUAGAAGAUUUUUUUACUUCUACAGAGAGACAAUAUCAAGAGUAG
Molecule: messenger RNA, 1518 nt
Organism: Knipowitschia caucasica
Lineage: Eukaryota; Metazoa; Chordata; Actinopteri; Gobiiformes; Gobiidae
Source: the annotation of a GenBank genome assembly